CCCCCUACCAAAAUGUUCGCGACUCACGCGCCACCCUCCUUGUUAAACUCACUCCACCUCUCUCGCACAUAUUAUUUGUCCCCUCGCAGUGUUUUGCUGGUUGCAGCCACCAGACUUUUCUGCUUCCAGUACCGCCGAAUUAGAGUUCCCACGGUUACCUGCAUGGCAGGAGAUCACUCGAACGCCGGCGAAUCCUCGCCGGACCACGUCGCCGGAAGCUGGUACUCAGUGCCGGAGCUCAGGCUCCGAGACCAUCGCUUCAUUGUGCCCCUCGACCACACUCUCGAUCGUCUCGCUUCUCCUAAGAUCUCCAUUUUCGCUCGCGAAGUAGUCGCAGCUGGGAAAGAAGAUAAACCACUGCCAUACUUAUUAUUCCUACAAGGUGGACCUGGAUUUGAGUGCCCUCGACCAACCGAAGCUAGUGGAUGGGUACAAAAAGCUUGUGAAGAAUUUCGUCUCAUAUUGAUGGAUCAGCGAGGAACAGGCUCAUCGACUCCUUUGACAGCAUCAUCUAUGUUACAAUUUAAGUCCGCAGAGGAUUUGGCUGACUACUUGAAACAUUUUCGAGCUGACAAUAUAGUAAAUGAUGCUGAGUUUAUUCGAGUACGUCUUGUUCCUGAUGCUGGACCUUGGACAAUUUUGGGUCAGAGUUAUGGUGGUUUUUGUGCAGUUACCUAUCUGAGUUUUGCACCACAAGGGCUGAAACGUGUCCUUCUAACUGGAGGAAUCCCUCCAAUUGGAAAUGGAUGCACAGCAGAUACCGUGUAUAGGGCAUGCUUUGAACCGAUUACGCAUCAGAAUGAGAAGUACUACAAGAGGUAUCCUCAGGAUAUUGAAAUUGUUCGUGAAGUUGUUAAGUAUUUAGCUGAGUCUGAAGGAGGCGGGGUGCUUCUUCCAUCUGGGGGUAUCUUAACCCCAAGGGGACUGCAAACUCUUGGUCUCUCUUGUUUAGGAACUUCUGCUGGUUUUGAGCGGUUGCACUAUAUGCUUGAAGGGGUCUGGGAUCCUGUAAUAGUUCCAGGAGCACCAAAGCAAAUCAGUUACUACUUUUUGAAUGCUUUUGAGAAGUGGUUAGCUUUUGAUACAAAUCCACUAUAUGCGCUUCUGCAUGAGUCUAUCUACUGUCAGGUAAAAAUUCUUUAUUAUCUUUCUAUCUACUGUCAGGGUGCUUCAUCACGGUGGUCUGCUCACAGAAUAAGGAGUGAAUAUGAGGAGAAAUUUGAUGCAAUCAAGGCUUCAUCAAAAGGUUGCCCUGUGCUUUUCACGGGAGAGAUGAUCUUCCCCUGGAUGUUUGAUGAGAUUCAUGCUUUGAGGCGAUUCAAAGAUGUUGCUCAUAUACUGGCUGAGAAGAAGGAUUGGCCUCCACUAUAUGACACUACCGUGCUGAAUAAUAAUAAGGUACCUGUUGCAGCUGCUGUUUAUUAUGAAGACAUGUUUGUCAACUUCAAGCUGGCCAUGGAAACAGCUUCUCAGAUAGCAGGGAUAAGGCUGUGGAUCACCAAUGAGUACAUGCAUUCUGGUCUGCGCGACGCAGGGGGCCGGGUUUUUGAGCACUUGAUGGGAAUGUUAGAUGGAAAGAAGCCUUUGUUCUGAUCAACAUUUCCACCCCUACAGCACUAUUUUUAUUCGAGUUAAAUUUACCUGGUACCCUAUUUCCCUCAAUAAAUUAAAUUGACAUGUUCCAAUUGGUGGAUCAAAAUUCAUGUCUUCGAGAUAUUGAAUUGGCAACCAUUGUACAUAUGGAUGCACUUUAUAAGGUAUAUUCAAAAUUUGCAGUUGCACUAUCCAAGUAUCAGGGUGUUUAAAGCUGUUAGGCUGUGAGUGUGCUACAUCUGAACAUAUUGAAAUAUUGCUGAAAGAUUACUGCAGGCUUUCCUUAAAGAGAUUACUGCAGGCUUGUUUAUUA
Molecule: messenger RNA, 1906 nt
Organism: Corylus avellana
Lineage: Eukaryota; Viridiplantae; Streptophyta; Magnoliopsida; Fagales; Betulaceae
Product: alpha/beta-Hydrolases superfamily protein
Biological process (GO): proteolysis
Molecular function (GO): peptidase activity
Source: RefSeq, a predicted model, not a curated record